Messenger RNA from Sceloporus undulatus (fence lizard), 1395 nucleotides. RefSeq names its product stimulated by retinoic acid 8 (gene STRA8). The transcript is spliced from 9 exons. Gene Ontology annotation, molecular function: protein dimerization activity. Gene Ontology annotation, biological process: cellular response to retinoic acid; meiotic cell cycle. The record is from RefSeq and is a predicted model, not a curated record. The coding region runs from base 105 to 1160 and encodes 351 amino acids. Lineage: Eukaryota; Metazoa; Chordata; Lepidosauria; Squamata; Phrynosomatidae.
UUUGAUUUGAUGUAUUUAUUUAGGAGCAGGGUGACCAGAUAUUCUUAACAGCAAAGGAAGACAAGGCACCACAAACGUAGAGGACAUCAAAGAAUGGUUUUUUGAUGGAGACAACUGGCGCAUGCAACACCCCCUUUGUGAGAGUGACUCCUAGGAACCGCCAACCUCUGCAAAACCCAAAGCCUCAAGUGAGGAAAAGGCGCUUGACUCAGGCUCGCCAGAGAGCUACUCUAGCAGGGCUUUUCAGCAACCUACAAGAAACUGUAUAUUCUCAGCAAGAAAAUUUUGUAUCAGAGAGUCAGGUUUUAUGUAAGGCUAAGAAUUAUAUCCAGGAACUGGAGCAAACCUUGGAAAACUUGCUGAGGAUGAAAGAGGUUUUAAAUCUGGAGGAUGGAAACCCGUCAAGCCUGGAGGAAGUAAAGGAAGAAUAUGUCAAGAUAUACUUCAACAAUGACAGUGUAGCACCCCCUUCAAGUGUUACCAAUCAGAGUGGCACUACAGUGUGGUAUGUGGUUCAGGAACAGGAGAAGAAAUCAAUAGAAGAGGAUAUAAAUCUAAGGCUUACACAGUCACCGCCUACAUCUCCUGAUCUCAUGGAGUUUGAACGAUACUUGUAUUUUUACAAACAGACAGUAGACCUGCUGGUAGAUAAUGGGGUUGUAAGCCCUGAAGAGGUUACACUACCUGUGGUCUCCAUGGCUGUUUCCCACCUAUGGCAGGGCCUCCCCGAAGAAAGGAGGGAGAGUGUCUUGCAGUACUGUAGUCAGAGGCAGAAUUUAAUCUCUGAGGCGAAGACAGCCUCCCAGGAACCUGCCUGUACCGAGGGCAGUGUGAGGGACAGCGGAAUAAAUAGCCAGGAAGCCAGUGGUUCAGUAGUAUCCACACCAGAAGAGAUUCUCUUUGAAGAUGCAUUUGAUGUGGCAACCAGUUUCCUUGACAGAAACGAAACUCAAGAAAUGUCAAGUCAAAGCUCAUCUUUCACAGGCUGCACUUCAGAAAGUCAGGAGGAUAACCAUCACCUCUAUCUGCAAAUCCUCAGCUUCUUGAAAAGCCUGUUUUUUGCUAGCACGCAACCACCACAGCAGGAAGAAGUUCUCCAGUUAGAUUAUGAGACUGUGAUGUUGAGAUGCACAGAGACAUUUGAUGAUGAAGAUUUGUGAAUGAACAUCUUUCUAUUAAGUGGAAAAAUUCUAAUGGUUACUCAAUGACAUCUCAUUCCUGUACCCAAGAUCUCCAGAGGAAGGAAUGGGAGAUUCUGCACCCUUUUUUUAUUGGAUGCAUCGUGUUUGGAAUAGUUUUGGUUAUGUUGACUUCAUAGUUCUUUACCAGUUAAAUUAUUUGUAUUUUUUACAUGCAUUGCAAUUUGAUAUUUAUAAACUUUUAAAACUUUUAAAA